AUGCCUCUGUCAGGAACUCCUGCCCCCCCCAACAAGAGGAAAAAGCCAUCCAAAAUCAUCACCGACCUUUCCCACAUCACACAGGAUGCGGAGGAUGAGGCGGACGCCGAGGCGACGGAGUUCGACCUGGGGACAAAGAUCAAAGCCCCCAAGGACUUGAUGCUGGAGGAGCUGUCCCUGCUGAAGAACAAGGGAUCCAAGAUGUUCAAGAUGAGGCAGCAGAGAGUGGAGCGCUUCAUUUACGAGAAUAACCCCGAUCUGCUCAACGAAUCCAUGCAGAACCUGCAGAACCUGGUGCCCUCUCUGGGGGGACAGGUGACUGACGGGGCCCCCAAUGAUCCCAACGCCCCCAUUUCCGAAACCAACGGUGAUGGCGUGGACCCCGCCCAGGAAAAGGAGAAGAAGAGGCAUGAGUACGUGAAGACCUACAUAUCACCAUGGGAGCGGGCGAUGAAGGGUGACACUGAGCUGACAGCUACCAUGAAGUUGAAGAUGCCUGGGCCGCAUGUCUUCCAAGAGCUGCCCAAGUACAAGAGCUUCAACAGGACGGCGCUGCCUUUUGGGGGAUUCGAGAAGGCCUCCCAGCUCAUGACCUUCCAGAUGCCGGAUCUGGACGUGGCCCCCGAGGAGCUGGAGCCGGCAGUGGUGUACCACCUGGACAUCAACUCCAGGCCCUCCUUCAACCGCACACCCAUCCCCUGGGUGUGCACCAGUGAGCACAGCGACGUGCUCAUGGAGCACCUGGACACCAUCCCCUUCGACGGAGAGACCGACGACCUCUAA
This is a messenger RNA of Megalops cyprinoides (Indo-Pacific tarpon), 783 nucleotides long. RefSeq names its product myozenin-1-like. The transcript is spliced from 5 exons. Lineage: Eukaryota; Metazoa; Chordata; Actinopteri; Elopiformes; Megalopidae. Gene Ontology annotation, molecular function: FATZ binding; telethonin binding; actin binding. The coding region runs from base 1 to 783 and encodes 260 amino acids. The record is from RefSeq and is a predicted model, not a curated record. Gene Ontology annotation, cellular component: Z disc; actin cytoskeleton.